Parasteatoda tepidariorum (common house spider) is the source of this 399-nucleotide messenger RNA. Lineage: Eukaryota; Metazoa; Arthropoda; Arachnida; Araneae; Theridiidae. The record is from RefSeq and is a predicted model, not a curated record.
AUGUCUGUUGUCACUGACGGAGCUCCUGCCAUAGUGAUACGACAUGGUGGGUUUAUCGCCGUUUUGAAGAGGGAGGUACCAGAUAUUUUAGCUGUUCACUGCGCGAUUCACAAGCACCAUUUAGUAGGAAAAAAUCUCAGCGACCGUUUGCAUCAGUCAUUGCAAUAUGCCACAUCUGCUGUGAACAAAAUUAGCAAUAAUGCUCUCAACGAUUGUUUAUUGAGACAGAUGUGUAAGAAAAACGAUGAAGAAUAUCGCUUGCUACUGCACACCGAGAUUCGCAGGAUUCUCAAAGGCGCCUGUCUCAAUAAGGUUUUUAAUCUUUUCGACUCUGGGAUUGAGUUCCCCAAAGACAGAGAUGUAGCUUUGAGAGAUAGAUUGUUAGAAUUUGAGACAGAC